Ceutorhynchus assimilis (cabbage seed weevil) is the source of this 2831-nucleotide messenger RNA. The record is from the annotation of a GenBank genome assembly. NCBI's taxonomy places the organism in Eukaryota, Metazoa, Arthropoda, Insecta, Coleoptera, Curculionidae.
UUUACUUUGACAUUUGACAGAAGCGCUGACAAGUCCAAGUGACAAUUUUGCCAAAUCCAAAAAUCCAUUCCAUAAUCAAUUUCCAAUUAUAUUUCUCUGGCAAAAUCCAAACCAAAAAAUGUCUGCAGUGUUAAACCACGCAAUAAGAAGGUUCAUUCAAACCUCCGCCCAAAGGGCGGCUCAAGUCCAGGGCCCUUCCGCCCAAUCCGGACUGCACGAAGGAGCAUACAAAACCUGGAAAAAUCUUUCCUUUUUCGCCGCUGUACCGGCUAUCCUUUUGUGCGCCGCUAACUGUUACAUGACCCAUAUGGAGCAUGCCAAACAUCCACACGAAAAGCAUUUUACCAAGUACGAAUACUUGGUUGUGCGUACCAAGAAAUUUCCAUGGGGAGAUGGUAAUCACAGUGUUUUCCAUAACCCUGAAGUUAACGCUCUUCCUGAUGGUUUUGAGGCCUAAGCAAGAUCUAUAUAAGUUUGUAGUUUAAAUACUUAAAUUGUUUUUAUUUAUAAUAAUUCAUAAUAAAUUGGUUAAUUAGCUGACAACAAAGGUUGCUUUUUGUCAACCACAAUUUGCAAUUAGGUAUUCUGCUUUUCCAACAAUUUUUACUGUUCUUUGUGCCAAGGAUAGAUGGAUUCAUAGCCUUAUAUCGUGACACAUUUUCGUCUCUCUAGCUUGUCACAACUUGAAAUUUUACUUCUUGUGCAUGUGAAACUUUUUCACAAAAGUGAAACAUCUAUUUUUUCCAAUGAAUGGAAUGGAAGCAAUGACUUAAAAGUUGAGAAAAAAAAAACACCUAUAACUUUCAAGGACAUGGGCAACAUUGUAUAUUGAAAAUGCAAAACUAAUAAAGAAUUUUAUGUAUAAUAUAUUAUUAUUUCAACAAUUUAAUAAAAUAUUUAUAAAUCUAAAUCAAAAAAAAAAAAAAACUACUUAAUCCUAUAUAAACUCAAACAAGAAAAAAAGUUCACAAAGAAGCUUAAAAUAAAUCACUUCUAGCUCAGAGGUCUUGCGACUGUCCACUAAAACUACACCACUCUAAAAAAAAAACACGAAAUUCCGCUUCUGGUGUGGGGAAGUAGGCCGGAAGUCGCACUUACCGCUUCUUCUGUGUGGGUCACCGCGUCCCCCCUUUACGAAAUCAAAGAACAACCUGAAUUUAUCGAUUUUCAAAGUAGCUGAAGAGGAUGCACCGAACGCGCACGAACAAAUACGGCGAAUACGACUUAGGAUGACUUAAGUAGUUGGGUACUUGUGGGACGUCACAUGUGGUACCACUUCCUAAUGAAGUACUUUACUUUUUUAGUUGGAGAUGAUUGAAAUUUGUAUGAUAGAGAAGUACUUAGUAAAAACUUAAACAUUUAGUAUUGAUUGUUAUCACAGUUUCAAAUAAAUCGGCUUCGUAAUAAAUAAAGUACGCACUUUUUGAACUCUCGUUGAACUUAUACUAAACUAAAAAACUGUAAAAAUCCAAUUCCAGGCUCUCUUGGAUUGAAAUUUUUAUGAUAGAGAAAUACCUAGUAGAAUCUUGAUUCUGAUUGUUAUAGAAAAUUCUGAUUUAAAAAACUUUAUCUCGAGAUAUUUAACGAACUUUAAAUUGCUUCUUGUGAUUAGUUUGAACUAAAGGAUUCAUAAUAAAGUAGGUACGCUCUUCUUGAACUCUUGUUGAACUAAAACUGAACUAGAGCGUUUAAAUUCAAUUCCAAGUUCUCCUUUAGAGCUAAAGUUUGACUUAUAGAUGCAUGAAAAUCCUAUUCUCGGUUCUACUAGAGCUGAAACUGAACUAGUUAAAGACUCUUAUUAUUCGAGGAACCUAGUAACUCAAUAUUUGACAGACUAAAUCUUAAGACUUCAAGUAUUCAUAUGAUCAAAGACUAAACACUUCAAUUAACAUUAUAAAGUUUAGUUGCAAUGCGGACUUUGAAGCAUCUAAAGACUUUGAGAUAUCUUUGAAACUAAGAUUAUUCUAGACACAAAAAUGAAGUCCCGAAACUUUAAAGUUUCAGGAUUCUUGAUGAGUCAGACUUAGACACAUAUAUGAAGAAGAAUUUCGCAGCAUAUCAAUAGUAUCCAAUGGCAUUGAAAACUCCUACAGAAAAAUACCUAUAAUUGGUUUACUGAUUAGGCUGUUUUAAGAAAGAUUGAGUCUCAUUUCGACUCAAUGAUCAACGACGCAAUAAUUUUGGACUUGUGUGCAAAAUAAAUUCAAAAACUUAACUUGUCAGGUUAAUAAUUUCAUUGUUCAUUCUUGAUUCUUUGAAUACCAUUUUGCUUUCAUUUCAUCUUAAUGAAGUAGGUAUAGGUACCCAUAGCACAUGACUUAAACUUUCUUCGACCCAAUAAAGUAAUUAUGCAAAUAUUAAUUUUUCUUGCUACUUUAUUCAAUUCUAACAUAGAAAGUGAAGAUUUAAAGACAAUUGUUCUACAGUCAUUAAGACAAUGAGACUUUAAAUUCCACUCAUGAAUCAUUGUUCGGUCAGGAAUAUCAAUUAAAAACUAAACGAUUUCUCUUGGGCUAAAUUCCACUGAAAAUUUAUUCAGCAGAGCUGUAACAAUCAUAUUUCGAAAAAUUAAACGAAUUUGCCAUAAUGUACCAUGAUGGAGUGUGACCGCGGAUGGCCUACAGAAAGAAGCGCGUUGACCCACAAAACAUCCAAGUCAAUGAAUUUGUUUUUUUAUUAAUGCACGGAUGGGCUUAACCUGCUAACCACACGAUUAACUUCUACCAAGGACGAUUGGCUUUUUCUUUUUGGGAAGAAAAAGAAAGUGGAUUUCAUUGAUUUGUGAUGAUAUUUUAGAUCGAAAACAUUGCACCAUCCCAAGAAUUGCGACU